Molecule: messenger RNA, 4233 nt
Organism: Oreochromis niloticus (Nile tilapia)
Lineage: Eukaryota; Metazoa; Chordata; Actinopteri; Cichliformes; Cichlidae
Exons: 2
Coding region: 575-4141 (1188 amino acids)
Source: RefSeq, a predicted model, not a curated record
UGAGUUACUUCCCGUUUUAUUUUGAAAGGUUGUUUUCUCAUAUGUCCUAUUGUGUUUUAUCAGCCAAUAAAAGCUCCUUAUCACUGGUUAACCUGCCCACAUGUCCCACACGUGGCUCCCGUCUGCCAUCAGUCUACAUGUAUAAAAGGCCCCAAAGUUCAUAGAAUAGUUUACUGGUGUUUAUAAGUUUAUAUAAGUUCAUUUAAUAUUCAGUCUUCUGUCAGUUUGGGCCAGCCCACCUUCUAGUGACAUCAUCCGGUUAGUAAGGUGGGCAGUUUAAUGUCGGAUGAGCAGUGUUGGUCUGGAGGGGGUGCACUAAUUCCUGGGGAAUGUUAUGUGUGCGUAAAUGACAAGAAACCACACAUACACACCUAUGUACACCUGCUGUGUUUACAGCCCCAGGAAUUGAGUGGCGACAAUAAAGUGCCGCAAACUGAACCUCAAGCUCCCUUCUUCUUUCCCGCUCUGGGACAAUUUGGCCUCAAGUGGUUUUCUGGCCGACACACCAGGGUGACCGUAGUGCUCAAAGGUUGAAUCAGUGCCACAGCCGUGCCGAUCUUUGAUAUCUCCACUAAUGGUCCUUCGAGCCGGAUGCACUAGGUUUGCCUCAGAGAUGGAAUCAGUCCCUGAGUAUAAAGCUCGCGGCGCACGCCCCAAACGACAUGCUCGCCCACCUGUGCGCUACGCAGAUUAUGAGUUGGAGUACCCAGGCUACAUUAGCCAGGCACAUAGAGAGGAUGUAGAGCUCACACACCAAGAGGACAAGGCCAGGAUGACCUCCCUCGCUUCCCCCUUUAGCUACAACCUAGCCAGCCCUCAGUGGAGGCGGGAUGCUAUUCUCCAUGAAACGGCCUCGCGCUAUGGAGCUCAGAGCCAACAGCACAUCCAGGAGAAUCAGCUAGCCCCCCAGCUGUAUCCAGAGAGAAGUCGUGGGGAACAAGCCUAUGAUCACUCUACUCCUCUACCCUUCGUGCUCCCCUAUACACAUCCAAAUAAGCAAAUAAGUGCAGAGUUAGAGGAUAUCCGUCAGGAGCGCCACCUCAUCCAGCAGACCCAGCAACGUAUGUCAUCAGAUCUGGUCGAACUCAAGGCACUGCGAGCAGAAAUGAGACAGUUAGUGGAAGCUGUCCAGAGCAUGCAGGGCCCAUCUUCUCUCCAAACCAGUAAGUUAAUGCAGUCACCGCUACCGGGUGAUGCAGCAGAGAUUGAGGAGGAUGAUGACUGGCCUGCUCCACCACCGUGGCCAGAUCCAGUUGAGGAAGCACCACUGCCAGGGUUGAACCCCCAUCACAUAAAUGCAUGUGCUUUUCCAGCCAUUAGGACAGAGGCAAUGGCAAUCCCACCUUUCAAUAAGUUUGUGGACCACCCAGGACAGAGUCUGUCACCAGAUCCUCCCCCUGCUCCCAGGUUUCCAGAUAAAGCCUCCCAUAAUCCACCUCCUUGGUUUAAGCCGGUUUAUCUUCCACCUCGCUCAGGCAAUUUCCCACUGGGAGGGUCCAAGCAUCCGCGCGCCGCCUAUGGGGACAGUAAGACUGAGCAUGACUGUAAUGCAGCAUCCCCUGAGCAGCAGUUCAAUCUGUCCUCUGCACAGCCACUGCCGGACAGAUCGAAUCUGGGCAGGACUUCUAUCGCCUCAGAGACAGUUUACCAUGGUCCCCGCCCAACAAUUCCCAACUUCUCAAGUCGAGACCCUAGUGAGUUUGCUAGGCUUAAGAUGGCAUUGGGGAAUCUUCUACCUGAGGACGCGACUGAGCUGUUCAAGUAUCAAGUGUUGGUUGAUCACCUGCACCUAGAGGAGGCCAGAUUAAUAGCCGAUGCUUACCUCAACUCUACCACACCCUUCACUGAUACUAUGGAGGCCCUCAAUGACAAAUUCGGCCAGCCACAUCAGAUAGUGCUGAGGCGUAUUGCUGCGAUGAUGGACUCACCUGACAUCAGGCGUGGAGACGUCUCGGCAUUUGAGAGAUUUGCCCUCCAGAUACAGUCACUAGUGGGGAUGUUAAGGACACUAGGCCAAGAAGGAGAAGUGGAACUACACUGUGGUUCACAUGUUGCUCGCCUGCUUAGUAAACUACCCCCCGAGCAGAGAGCAGAGUUCCGCUGCUGCAUGUUCCAACAAGGUGUGAGGAUGCAUACCUUGGCAGAUCUCGCAGGGUGGCUUAAGUAUGAGUCCUGGUGCCAAGACUCUGAAGGGCAACUAGCAGCGAAAGUGACAAAGGAGAAACAGUGGUCCAGGCCUGAGGUGCGCCAGGGUAAGAGAUCCAUCACAGUCCUUCAUGGUGCAAAGGAGGUAAUGACAAAGCCACAGGCAGUGAGGCUAGGUGGUGUGGCCAGUAAGAACAAACCAUACUGUCCAUUCUGUAACACAGAAGAGCACUAUCUCAGCCAGUGCACAGUGGUAUCCAAGUUGACAAAGGACCAGCUAACAGAGUGGAUAAAGAGUAACAAGAGGUGCUGGCGCUGCACACAGUCACACCAGGCAGCCCAGUGUAAUCUGAGGAAGACGUGCAGCCUCUGCCAAGGGAAGCACCUGCAGGUACUGCAUGAUGUCAACGUUAGAACACUGAAAGGGUCACCAACAACAGCGAUGGUGAGCGGUGACUCGAAGGCGGCGACCGACGUCCUGUAUCUAGACAGACCCACUGAAGGCUGCAGAGUCCUUCUAAAGAUCGUCAAAGUCUGCAUUCAUUAUGGCAAGCGAACAAUCAGCACUUAUGCCGUCUUGGAUGACGGGUCAGAGAGGACAAUGCUUCUGCCAGAGGCUGCCGAGAAGUUAGGCAUGCAAGGGGUCACAGAGGAUGUCCCACUGCGCACGAUUAGGCAGGACGUGCAGACUCUCAGAGGUGAGUCAGUGUUGUUCUCUGUUUCCUCUCCCUCAAGGCCCAGGACCAGGUUCAAGAUUGCUGGGGCCUUCACUGCUGCACGCAUCGGACUUGCAGGCCACACUUAUCCCAUGGAGCAACUCAGAGAAAGGUAUAAACACCUGAUUGGCCUUCCGAUCCACACCUUGAUAAAUGUGAAACCCUUGCUACUCAUUGGCAGUGACCAUCCCCAUCUGGUUACCCCCGUUGAACCAGUCAGGCUGGGACCUCCAGGAGGGCCUGCUGCUAUUCGCACCAGGCUAGGUUGGGCGCUACAAGGGCCAGCAAGUAUAGUCGGCCAGCUUGCCCAACCACAGCAGUGCUUGCUGACAACUGUGGCACCUCAGGUCAGUCAAUUAAUGAAACAUGUGGGGAAACUAUGGCAGGUUGACAUCAUCCCGUUCCGAAACGAGAAGGUUGUUACUCGUUCAAGGCAAGACCAAGAGGCCAUACGCAUUCUGGAGACCAGAAUUGUCCGAGUAGAGGUUGAAGGCAUACUUCGCUAUGCCACCCCACUGCUUCGCCGGAAGGGGAUGCCUAUACAGGCCACCAAAGACGCUGUCAUGCCAAGUCUACGGGGUGUGGAGAGAAGGCUGGCUAAAGACCCAGAACGAGCUGAAGCCUACAAGGUGGAGAUGGAGAAGCUUAUCAAGGCUGGCUCCAUCGUUAAGUGUGGCUCUGGGACACCUGCGACAGAAGCUCAGGAGGCGUGGUACAUCCCUCAUCACAUGGUGAGCCAUAAUGGUAAGAACCGCUUGGGUUUCAACUGCUCAUUUCAGUACAGAGGACAGAACUUGAACGACUACCUGCUGCCUGGGCCCACCUUAGGUGCGUCGCUUCUGGGAGUUCUAUUACGCUUCAGAGAGCAUGCAGUUGCAGUGAGUGGGGACAUUAAAGGCAUGUUCAACCAGGUUCGUCUCUUACCAGAAGAUUGUGCCCUGCUCAGAUUUGUCUGGCGUGACAUCAGUGACGAGAGCCCUCCAGCAGUCUACGAGUGGCGGGUGCUCCCGUUCGGAACCACGUGUAGCCCCUGCUGUGCCACAUUCGCCCUGCAGUGUCACAUCGUGGACAACAGCCAGCCAGGUGAUGACGUGAGACUCUCAGUCGAAAGGUGUUUUUAUGUGGACAACUGCCUUCAGAGUUUCCCCACCGUGGAAGAGGCAAGGAACCUUGUCGACAAGUUACGGGCCAUCCUAGCCCCAGCAGGGUUUGACCUACGACAGUGGGCCAGCAAUGAACGUGACGUCAUCAGUCAUUUACCAGAAGAGAGCUGCUGUUAGAUUUGUAUUGUAAUUGUCAUUUAUGCUUAGAAAUAUCUACUUAUAUAUUCUUAGAGUUUUAUAAUUAGGUGUAGAUUGGUAGAGGUUUGAUC